AUGAACGCGCUGAGUUCACUCGUCACAAAGGCGUUGGCCAAGAGUCCCUCCACGGACAACGCGGUCAGGAAACACGUGUUUUCUGUGCUGCUUCAGCCUGGCGCAGUUCUGUCUAAACCUCCCGGCUGUUCGGAGUGCUGGUUGAGGGAGAGGCGGCCAUUCUCCUGCGAUCACCUGGAAACUUGUCAUCGUCUUAGAAGGACAUUAAACAAGAAAGCAGUAAUGGAACUCUAUAUAGAAAUGCUGGAUUCGAUCAUCAAAAUUAAUGAAAUUUGGCCCCUGGUUAAUCCGGAUCUGCUGCCAUUGGAAGAACUGCGCACGGACAAGGAGACUUGGAAGGCGCGGGCUGCCGAAGACGAGGCGAUAGCGCUGGGUGCAGAACUAAAGCUCCCCAUACUUCGACACCUCCGAUGCAGCUUGUAUUUGUCAAUAACGCAACGCGUAAAUACUUUGCAUGGGCAGGUGAAGAGCGACAUGUUACAAAAAUUCCUCAGUCUUCUUGAACAGAAGAUGAAAGCAAAGGAACGGCAAGAGAGCCAUAUUUCGGAUAUGAGGUACAUGGACAGAAAAAUGAGAAGACCGAAGGGUCGGAGCAAAAGAUUUUUCCGCCGGGAAUUUCAUGCCGCUAUGUGGAGCAAGUUAUGUGCGAUUUUCGACGACAAGAUGGAAGAAGUGAAGUGGCAGUUUUGGCAUUUGGUGAACGUAAAGUUGGUCUUCAUGGACAGCAAAAUGAGCGCGUUGGAAGCACAGUGUAUAGCGCAGCAUUUGCAAACUUUGCUGAGGCAGUCGGAGGCAGUAUUGCAGGGACCGUCAUUGAAGAUUGUCGAAAAUAAGAUGGAAAUUGCGCUGAAGCAAAUACGCCGUGUAAUGGAUCUCCAGCUGGGAUUAAUAGGAACCAGAAAGAGAGUGGAUCUGCGAUCGCUGGACGACAUACGACGAGCGAGAGCACUAGAAGCCAUUGCGCGGAGGGGGGCUCAGUCCGAUCAGUUCUCAAGUAGCGAGGAGGAAGAAGAUGAAGAUUGGUCUGGCCCCGGACCGAACAAGAGAGCGGCGGAAAAAGGAAAGCCUGCUCUGAAGAGAUGUAGUGGAAAACACGAGCCACAGCUGGAGCUUUUGUUAGCCAGAAUUGUUCUUGAUGAGGAUGAGGAAGAGGACGAGAGCGAGCGACUUCUCUGCGAUCUAUGCAAAAGAAGGCUUAAGUCGGCGCUUAAAAAGGCUUAAGCCCCUUGGCGUUUGGGGAAGCCGCCAUCUUCAGUGUAAGUGAAGGCGUUGUUUGAUAAAGUGAAGGCGUUUGAUUUGGAGGCUUUGGAACUAGGGACCAGAUAAAAAUAUUAAAUAUUCCUAGCGUUAUCUUUCAGUGCAUUUGGUUACAAAGAGGGGAUGCAUUAAUAUUCUAGACAUUCUACUCGAAAAUAGUUCAGAUAGAAUUAUUUAUUCGUGACCAAGACCUUUAAUCAAUUUGGGAGAAUCAAAAAAGAUAAAUAACAUUAAAAUUAUAGUUCAAUAUUACAUAUAUAAUGCAGAAACUUUUAACACGCGUAUUUAACCAAAAUGAUAUCUGAAGCUUCUUAAAUAUAUCUGAAGGAAAUUGUAGGAGACGUGUUACAGAAUGCUUGGGUUACAUUUUCUUCUAAAGAGGAGCUUCUUUAGGAUUAAUGUAAUGAAUUUUCAGAUUAUUACAGAAAGGAAUUUAAUUUAAUAUAUAUAUAUAUAUUUGGAAGUAAUAAGAUACAUCACCAUUCACAGAGUGCCUAGUAAUUUACUUUCACUUAAACCUUCCCUUUGUACAUCAAAUAUACUAUGGUUUGCGGACAGAAGAGAAAAUUUUGAGAUAACAUUGAUUCCUAGUUUUCUUCCGUCGUAAGUUGCCAGAUCAAAAGCACACGCAUUUAGUGUACUAUCAGCUCCUCACAGCAAGAUUAAUUCCACUACGUUUUUACAAUCCAAGGUGCAAGCAACGAGCAAUGCUGUCCAGCUCUUAUAUCCAAGUUUUGCAACAGUUUUGUUCAAUUAAGCAACGCAUAGAGUAUGUUCUGAAUCGCAAUACGCCGUAUUUGUAUGUUGGUUAGUGGUAUGCUAAAGAUAUUAAACCUAUUUGAUUAUCCGAAAUGUGUUAAGGGUCUUGGAGAUGGAAUUUUACAACAUAAUUUGCCAUUAUCUGUUUAUUCCUUUAGAAAUUUUCUACUAUGUCAGCCUGUUUCGUCAAGGCAGUAGAAAUGUGACUUGUAGGAAAAAUUGAACAGAAAAAAAGAUGUGGUAAAUAUUAGUCCCUGAUGUUAGAUUUUUUUUGUGUUUUAAUUAAUAAUGUAAUUUUGUUUCUAAAUGUGUGUGUAUCGUUAAGUGAAUUGCAGUAUUCCAUUUUGGCGAUUUGUGUGUGCAAUGUAUUGUACAGAUUGUUGCUGUUAGAUUAUUUCAAAUCUCCUGUGAGGAAAUUUUACUAACAGGUUUCUGAUUUUUAGAUAAUCAAAUGUCUGUAAUUUUAGUUCAUUCUCUUGAUAUAAGAAUUUGAACAAUUGAUGAACUAUAAUUAGUUACAUUUUGGCGGUAAUAAUACUGCAAACAAUUUUGUAUUAUAUUUUCUCUAAUCCUCUUUGUUUAAAGGGGAUUAGAAUCUUUGAGACUGUUACUAUUAUUACUACUGCUAAUAAUACUAUUAUGACAAUUAUUAAUGUUUCAUAUUGUUAUAAUUAUUUGGAAAUAAACUCAGAACUACAA
Molecule: messenger RNA, 2715 nt
Organism: Gryllus bimaculatus (two-spotted cricket)
Lineage: Eukaryota; Metazoa; Arthropoda; Insecta; Orthoptera; Gryllidae
Source: the annotation of a GenBank genome assembly